Amoebophrya sp. A25 is the source of this 193-nucleotide messenger RNA. The record is from the annotation of a GenBank genome assembly. NCBI's taxonomy places the organism in Eukaryota, Dinophyceae, Syndiniales, Amoebophryaceae.
GCCGAGACGUUGGAGACCGUGACAAUUCUAGAACUUUUGGAGGUCCUCGUCCUCAAGGCGACGAGCCGAAGAAAUCAUCGUCUCCGUAUUUUGUUUCUUCAGUAUCUGAAGCAGGAAGCGACAAGGUGAAGAAGAACAAACCAUUUUCCUUUUCCCGUGAAAAGUCUACUGCAUCUACAAAGUUCACUGGACC